This is a messenger RNA of Paecilomyces variotii, 1548 nucleotides long. RefSeq names its product COP9 signalosome subunit CsnD. Lineage: Eukaryota; Fungi; Ascomycota; Eurotiomycetes; Eurotiales; Thermoascaceae. Gene Ontology annotation, cellular component: COP9 signalosome; cytosol. The transcript has 2 exons. Bases 142 to 1407 code for a protein of 421 amino acids. The record is from RefSeq and is a predicted model, not a curated record.
CGCUUCAAAGUCCCGCACUUGGCCGUAUCUAAAGACAACCUCUUUAGUCACGUCUUCUUAAAACCCCGCUGCUUGUCCUCACAUCUCCUCGUUUGGUUCUGAAUCUCUUCAUCUGCUUCUUCUAUUCCCAUCUAACUCGUCAUGGCCUCACAGAAAGUCACAGACGCCUUGGCGGCGAUCGAGUCGUCUCCGAACCAGCAGAACAAACCACAGCUCUACAAUGACCUUCUCUCGCAGAUUGUCUCUACCUCGUCUGAACAUGAACUCGCUCAAGACCUCAUCUACUACCUCGACUCAAUCCUCAGCGAGAAUAUCAGCAUCGUUGCAGCUCGCCCGCUUCUAGAUGCGUUCAUCAACGUCCUGCGCGACCUCUCCCCGGAAACCAAGGUCAAAGUUGGCCAACACGCUACUACGCUGCUCCAGUCACGGUCUGCAUCGGUGGAAGAACAGGAUUCGAGGAUACGAGAGAUCCUAGCGGAUGCCUAUGAAGCCCAGGAGGAGUACAUCGCUGCGGCGCGGGCGCUGCAGGGAAUCCACCUGGAGAGCUCGCAGCGUCUGGUUUCUGACGACUCCAAGGUCCGGAUGUGGAUUCGAAUCUUGAGGCUAUACCUGGAAGAGGAUGACACGACGAGUGCGGAGGCGUUCUUGAACAAGAUUAAGAACAUGCCCAGCAAGAUCGAGGACCCGGAGCUCAAGCUGCACUUCCAGCUAUCUCAGGCACGUAUCCUCGAUGCCCGUCGUCGCUUCCUGGACGCAAGUCAGGAAUACUAUAAUGUCAGUCUGGCUACUGGAGUCGAUGAGGGGGAUCGCCUGCACGCCCUUUCCGCGGCGAUUAUUUGCGCCGUUCUCGCACCUGCUGGCCCGCAGCGAUCGCGUACGCUUGCGCGACUAUACAAGGAUGACCGUGCGACGUCCGUGGAUGAGUUUGGUAUCCUGGAGAAGAUGUUCCUCGAUCGGCUUCUGACGCCAGAGGAGGUUGCUGCCUUUGCGGAGAAGCUGCAACCACAUCAGCUGGCGCAGACGGCCGAUGGUUCGACGGUGCUGGACAAGGCUGUCAUUGAGCACAAUCUGGUUGCUGCCAGCAAGCUCUACGAGAACAUUACGACGGAGUCGCUGGGUACGAUCCUUGGCCUCAAGGGUAGCGGUGAUAUGACGGCCGCGGAUCAGGCGGAGGCAUACGCAGCGCGGAUGGUGGAGCAGGGAAGAUUGAAAGCGAGCAUCGACCAGAUCGACGGCAUCAUAUUUUUCGACUCAGGGAUCACGGGAGUUGGCAGCACAGGAACCGUAGGAAGAAACCUGCGGUUAUGGGAUGCCGGCGUUCAAGGGUUGGCAGAGGAUGUCGAGCGGGUGGCAGCCAGCAUAUCUGAUGCAUUUCCGGAUUUGGUGGCUGGGCAGAUGGUGCAUUGAGAGAAAUUUACGAGCGACGAUUACAGAUAAUGGCAUAUCGAUAACGAGCCACUAAAAAGAGAACGAUAGAUGUUUAGGAAGGACGAUACCAUUAAUUACUGUGGUCUUUAUAUUCUCCAACAGGAACAGCGUAUUUUCCCU